Messenger RNA from Cuscuta campestris, 1325 nucleotides. NCBI's taxonomy places the organism in Eukaryota, Viridiplantae, Streptophyta, Magnoliopsida, Solanales, Convolvulaceae. The record is from the annotation of a GenBank genome assembly.
CGCAGUUAAGCAGCUCCCAUUUUAUUAUCAUCUUCUAACAUAUACAGCACAAGUUAUAUUCUUAUGUAUGUAUAGAUCGAUCUAUACAUAUACACACACGUCAUUACUGCACGAUAAAAACAAUUAAUUAAACCCCCCCACACUUUAACAUUUUUUGAGUGUACUAUAAUCACUUUAACUCAGACAAAUUACAGAGCUAAGAAGGUUAAUUUAUGGAGAUGGAAGCAGCAAACCUGCCGGAAAAGACGUAUUUAAUUCAUGCCGCCGCAGCAACUCCGCCCAAGGUUCCUUCCGGCGAUGGUCCCUAUGUUCGAGCAAAACAUGCCCAGUUAGUGGAGAAAGAUUUGGAAGGGGCGAUAGUGUGGUUCAGGAAGGCCAUAGAAGGAGGGGACAGGGUAGGGAGUGCCCUAAAAGACAUGGCAGUGGUGUUGAAACAGCUGGAUCGAUGCCAAGAAGCCAUUGAAGCCAUCAAGUCCUUCCGCCUCCUUUGCCCCGCCCAAUCCCAGGAUUCCUUUGACAAUGUCCUCCUCGAUUUAUACAAAAAAUGUGGUAGAGUGGAUGAACAAAUAGCGCUGUUGAAGCUGAAGCUGAGAAAGAUAUAUCAAGGGAAAGUCUUCAAUGGCAAACCCACCAAGACUGCCCGCUCCCAUGGCAAAAAGUUCCAGGUCUCCGUCACCCAAGAGAGCGCCAGAUUACUGGGGAGUUUGGGAUGGGCUUACAUGCUGAAGCAGGAGUACAAGACAGCAGAAGUGGUGUACCGAAAGGCCCAAAUGAUAGACGCGGACUGCAACAAGGCCUGCAACCUGGUCCAGUGCCUGAUCAAGCAGUCCAGGUAUGAAGAGGCCCGUUUCUUCCUCGAAGAAAUAUGGAAAGGGAGGUACCCGGGUUCGGAUGACCCGAAGACCAUAACCCGGAUGGCCGAAUUGCUGUCGGAUUUGGACUCCGUGCAGAAGAAGCGCACCACUUGCGGGCCGUUGCAGAGCCUUCCAAGAGUGGAUGAUGAAGAUGAUGAUUUCUUUAGUGGGCUUGAUGGGCUGACAGUCGAGUUCGGCCCGCCAAGAUCAAGAAGGCUGCCCGUGUUUGAAGAGAUCACUCCCAUUAGAGACCAGAUGGCUUGUUAAUCAAUUAUUGUACGUAAUAAUAAUUGAUUUGCUUAAUCAGUAGUCUUUAGACAAUAAUAGCUUUUAUAAUUGUAUAUUUGCAUUGAUGAGGUUGUACGACCACAUUAGUAUAUGUACAUAUUAGAGGUGAAUAAAGAUAUUGAGACAAUCUUAUUUGGGGCAAAACUGACAUGGUACCUUAUCGAAUAAUGGGACUUCAAGUUU